This is a messenger RNA of Emiliania huxleyi CCMP1516, 318 nucleotides long. RefSeq lists its product as hypothetical. The transcript has 4 exons. NCBI's taxonomy places the organism in Eukaryota, Haptophyta, Isochrysidales, Noelaerhabdaceae. The record is from RefSeq and is a predicted model, not a curated record. The coding region runs from base 1 to 318 and encodes 105 amino acids.
AUGAUGGCCGAGUGCUGCUGCAGGAGGCGCUUGCGCUCGUUGCGCACUCGCCACUUCUCGCCGUCGGAGCGCGCCAGGGCGACCUUGGCGGCGAAGCCGGUCGAGGCGGAGAAGCGCGGCAAGGGCAAGAAGGGCAAGAAGAAGAAGAAGGGCGGCGGGAGCGGCGGCGCUGGGCCGUCGCAGGAGCACGAGGCGGCGUCAGAGGCAGCUGCAGCCAAGCUUCUCGAGACGCUCCACGAGGAGCGGAUUCGGUACGGCAUCACGGCGGAGACGCGCGCGUCAGCGGCCGCGGCGAGGGCCAAGGCGGAGGCGGCCUAG